Zootermopsis nevadensis is the source of this 5409-nucleotide messenger RNA. RefSeq lists its product as uncharacterized. Gene Ontology annotation, molecular function: RNA binding. Lineage: Eukaryota; Metazoa; Arthropoda; Insecta; Blattodea; Termopsidae. The record is from RefSeq and is a predicted model, not a curated record.
UACUGAUCGUGUUGUGCGUUCAGUGUCCUUAGUUUGUUUUAGGCGUUGAGAGUGAAUAUUUGUUAUAAUUGUUAGUUUUGUAGUGAAGAACAAUUUUAAUGGCUUCAGAAGAUUAUAUACCUUUGAGCGGAGAAGGUGAACAAUAUGAAGUGAUUGAUGAAGUAACAAACACGGAGUUUAAGGGCAUGGACGAUGCUACUAAAAAGGGUGAAAUAAUCCUGCAAGGUUCAGAAGUAUAUGGUACCUCAGAAACACACAGAGAAAUACGGUCAUCGUUAGAAAAAGAAGGAUUAUCAGCGCAUGACAUUUAUGAAGAAAGCAGUAAACAGGCACAAAGUAUGAGUGAAGAAGCAAGUACUGUUCACACUAAAGACGCUGAUAUAACCAAGGCACCCCCACCAGAACAAGUGGUUGGUGUUGAGAAUUCAUCAGAAGUGAAUAGAAGCGUAUCCAAGUUGUCAGAUAAGUUGAAAAUUACAGGUUCUGUAAAUGCAGAAAAAAUGGAUACUGUAUAUAUUAAAUUUGUACAAAGUGUUACUCAGACUGUACCAGAAGAAAGUAAGAUGUUAGAUGAGAAAACCAUCAAUAUUGAGGCAAACCAAAAUAAUGAAUCUGAGAAUAAAAUGGAAGUUAUUAAACCCAAGUCAUCCAAAGACAUUUUACUAGCACCCUGUGCAGAUGUCCAACACAAAAAGGCUAUUGUUUCAAAUUUGAAUGUUUUAUUAGUAGGUGGAUUGUAUCCAGGACAGUCUGGGGACCUGAAACAGUUGUUGAAUACAACACUGGGAGCCCGCUCCCACGUUAUUGAACCACGACAGAAAGGUGAUGCAGUUCUGCGUGUACGUUUCAAAUCCAAGGAUGAAAUGGAAAUUGCCAAAACUCUUUUGCACAAUCAGCUUUUCUUGGGCUCUAAACUGUCAGCAGUGGUGCAGAAUAAUCAGAAAGAAAAACGCAAAGCUGAGGAGGGAGAUGAGACUAACAAACCACCUGCCAAGAAAUUGAAACAGGAACCAUUUGCACAGAAAUCCUCAAAAGUGACAUACAAAGCUCAGAUUGCUGAGAAGACUGCAGAUGUUCAUGCAAAGCUGCAUCUACUAGCUAAUAUUUUAGGUGGAAAUUAUCCAAAGUAUAAUGGCCUGAUUACUCAGAGACAGCUGAAAUAUGGUGGUUUAAUUUGUCCUUUGAACAGAUUCUCUGCUUGUUCUCCGAAUAAGCGUUUUGAAAACUGGUGUAAAUUUUCAGUUGGCACAGAAGAAGCGACUGGUCUGUUUGCAGUAGGUUUACGUGCUGACAGUGGCUAUGUGAAUAAGAUCUCAUCAGUGAAACACAACUUUCCUCCCCAUGUGGUAAAGGUAGCAAAGGUUUUUGAGAAGAUGGUUCGUGUAUCUGAGAAGGCUUCAGAAGAUUCUGUGGGCAGAUGCCAGCAUCAGUUUUGGCAUGAACUUGUCAUACGUACCAAUGAGGCAUGUGAGCUGAUGCUCAUUGUGUAUGUGCAUGGUUCUGAAGAAUUGGCUCUUGGCAGGAUGGAACGUUUGAACAAAGAGUUGAAAGAAUUCUUUGAAAAUGGAGAAAGAAAUAAUUAUGGUAUCACCUCAAUCUACACCAAAGUGACGUACACUACUGCUCGUAUCCCGCCACAGUUAAAGUUGGUGGUGGGGUCUCCAUACUUUGAAGAAACAGUUAUGGACCUAAAGUUCCAACUGCAGCCAACAGUGCACUUCUGGAGUAAUAUCGAUGCAGCCAGAAUGGUGUGCACGGGAGUUAAACAACUGCUGACCCCUGCAAAAAACAAUGCGCUUUUGGAAGUGAGCUUUAGUGGUCUUGGACUGGUUGGAUUGUAUUUAUCAAGGGAUGUUGGAGAAGUUCUGAGUGUGGAUGCACAACGGACUGCGGAAGAGGCACGGAAGACUGCCACACUUAACAAUAUCACAAACUGCAAGUAUUUUGAUGGCAGUCCUGAGGUGGUGCUCCAUAAAGUUGCUGAGAACAUUAAAUAUAACAAGGCCUGUGCUGUCAUGAUAUGCAGUGGAAACAACAUUUCUGCCUGUGUCAAGGCAAUGGAAGAGCUGAGGAAGAUAGAGAAAGUGCGGCGACUGGUGCUAGUGACGGAGGUGUUUAAGUCACGCUUUAACUUUAUAUUGACGUUGUGUAACCCUACCAGACGGAAAGGCAGGGGUAACCCAUUCUUCCCUAUGAGAGCAAUUCCUGUGGACACAGUGCCUAAAGGAAAGGGCUAUGUUCUGUUGAUUCUGAUGCAACGCAUUGGACUUCUCAGCCUUCAUCAGACUGUGAACCAAACAGUCAAUGACCCUGCAAUGCAAUCUACAGGAAAGGGCCCAGGAAAUUGCAGAGCAGCUGGUAUUGUCAUGCCAUAUGAUAAAGAAGCCAGAAAUAGAAGAAUGAGGCAAGGAGAUGCUCGACUGAAAAUUAUCAUGAGACGGGAGGAAAGGGAAUUGUUACAGCAGAGAAAUGAGAAAUAUUCAUUCAGAGUUCCUGAAGGACACAUGUUUGAAGGCAGAAUGUCAGGGGAGUCACAUUUCUACAAACAGUACCCGAGAACAGGGCAGUUUGAUAGACCAUAUUCUCAUACUCAGUCAAGUGUUCUGGAAGAAGGUCAGCUCAAAGAUUUAAAGGCCAAAGAAUGGAAGAGAAUGAUGGAGAAGGAAGAACAGCAACAUUGGUUAGAGAGGGAGGAACAGAGAAGAUGGUUGGAGAAGGAAGAACAUGGAAAAUGGAUUGAGGAGAAAGAAUUGAAGAGACAGAUAGAGGAGAAAAAAUUAAAGAGAUGGAUGGAGGAAGAGAGAGAAAGAGAAUUGAUGAGAACAGGUGUGAACCUCAGAACCACAAACAGUGUGGUGCAGGAUCUGAUAGCAGACUCACUCAGAGAAACGACCAUAUCACAGCUGUCUGUAGAGACGGCCCAGAAACUGAAGCAGUUGAUAGCAGAAGCUGUCAGGAGUGUGGGAGUGAUUGACCAAGAUGAGAGGCAAAGUAUUUUCAAUACCAGCAGAGGGAUUGGUGGAAUCCACCCAAGAGCUGUCAUGAGCUCUCAGCUUAGGAGGUCUGACAAGGAAAUGCUAGAGGGUGACACUCAUUAUGUCAGGGAAGUUGAUUAUGUUCAUAAACAUAUGGAAGUUGAUAAUGUGCAUCAACAUAAGCAUAAUGCAUGUGGAAGUGCAGUAGGGAGGCAUGAGGACAAGCAAAUACCACACUCACGGCAUUUUGAAAAGGUGUAUUCUCCUUCUGCCAUGGAAAUUAGCAGUCUCUAUCAGCGUAGGUAUGAAGGUGAGUCAUCUGGUGGAAGCAAUAACAAUCUGCCACACGGGGAAGGUGAGAACUCUUACACGAGGCACAUUUAUCAUUCUGAUGUUAAUACCAGUCAGAUGCAGGAAGAGAAAUUCAGUCAGAAGCUAAAUAAUUAUGUGAGUUAUGAGCAUUUGGCUGGCAGCUAUGUGAGGAAUGCCCACCAGGCAUCACAGAAUAUAAGGCCAUUAUUUAAUUCUGGCAUGGAAAAGACGUCAGGCAGUAAUGUGAGGCUUCAUGCACCGAAUUGGAACACAGUAAAUGCUGAGACCAACUAUAUUCCACUUUCUGAUGCAAGAAAAGAAAUUGCAUGCAGUAUUCCAAAACCACCAGGCACUGAUGAUGCAUAUUUUCCAGGUAGAAGCAACUACGUUUACAGGGACUCUGUGCCAGGUACCAGUUUUCGCUGGCAGGAGGAUUCCACACAUACCUGGUAUUAGAAACUAAAGAUUCAUCCCAGAACUACAGAGAGAGGAUGUAGGUUGUUCAGGGACAGGACAGGGCACAAUACAGUGGCUGCUUUAUGUAAUCUGUACACAGAAAUCAUGUCAUUGAUUAUAAGCCAAAAUAUGGCAAUGAAAAUAUAUAAUUAACAAUAUGAAUGUUUCAUUCUGAAGCUCAUGUCUCUUUCUGUCAGUAGAUUAAGAGUAUUUUUGCUGCAAGGGGGAUGAACUAUCACCACUUUCUCACACACAUAUGUAAUAUAUAUACAAUUCUAGCCAUAAUUACCUGCAUCCAUACCCAUAUGCUCAUAAUUUAUGCAAUAUAUAGGGAAAUUUAUCAUAUGUUAAUACUGUAUUUAUCCACAUCCUAUGCAGAACUUUUUUCUAAAAUGUCUGCAUAAAAACCAGAUGUGCAUCAUUCAACGAUUCAGUUUUGAUAACACCAAGUGGUACAAGGUGUAGACAAUACAGCUGUUAAAAACUAAUGAAAUAAAGUGACUACAAUUACUGUCUUUGAGAGAAUGAUGAUGUUAGGAGCAUCACAGCAAAUAGGGAAUUAUAUCAUGGUCAGAAAUUUUUAAAGUGAAUUAAGUUUGCAUUCAAGACUGGAAAAAACAAGAUAUCUUUUUUAUCUUCUGUAAAUUAAUGGUUAGAGUUAGGUAUUGCAUAAUGGCUUCCUAAUGCAUAAUAAAACAUUUUAGCAUUCAAAGGUGCUAGUACCAUAGGUUGGGAUGCUGUUAAAGACAAAAUCAAUACAUAUGGUAGUGACUAGCAUUAAAGCAUACCAGUGAUUGUGAGACAGCGUUGUAUGUUUUUAUAAAAAUUUCCUUGCUAUUGCAGUUUUAUGAACCAUCAUGUUUGCUUGUGUAGGUUUCUAGAGUGUGAGUAGCCACAUUUGUAUGAUGUGUUAUUGUUUGUUUUACAAAAGUAAUGUUUUUUUUUAAUGUUAUAAAAAUUGCAGUGCACAUCUUUGUUAAGGGUGCAUGCAGUGUUUCUAUAAUGCAGUAUACACUGUAACUGGGAACAAAACUUCACAAUAAGCUUCAAAAGUUGAUUUUGAACUUCAAAUAUUUUAUGAACCGUAGAGUGUGGAUCACAUAUUUAAAUUUUGCUUAUUACUUUUCGAUCUGGCCUGUCAGGCAUGCAGCUUGUAAAGCUCUGUCUUGCAGCCCAUCUCUUUGUAUUAACCUAAAAAAUUACAGAAUUUUCAAGACUAGUUGUAAGAUCAUAUUUGUAUUUGAAGAUCUUGGGGCUUCUCUUCUUUGUUUAUUUCAGAAUUAAAAUAAUUUUAAUUUUAAGUAAUAUAAUUACCUCAUUUUGAAUUAGUUGUUACAAACAAUUGCCAUUAAUUAGUUUGAACAUUAAAGAAAUAGCUUUCAGUAGUGUGUAUUUAAAGUAGCUUACGAUACAGCCUAUUGGUAUGCUGUGAGAGAUUAAUUAAAAUCAUCUGGAGGGACCUGCAGAAGCAUGUUAGACAUUUCACUUAGAUUAGCAUACUUCUAAGUGUUGUGUAGUAUGUAAAUUGGUUUAUAUUUCUUUUUAUCUUAUACCAUGCAACAUUUCUCAUUAAUUCAUGUAUAAAAUGCACCUAAUGUGCUUUCACAGUGUCCUGUGUUUACUUGUAAUAGGUUUUAUGCAUUAAAAGUUGAGUUGCUAUACCAUA